Messenger RNA from Chrysoperla carnea, 4654 nucleotides. RefSeq names its product phosphatidylinositol 4,5-bisphosphate 3-kinase catalytic subunit delta isoform (gene Pi3K92E). Lineage: Eukaryota; Metazoa; Arthropoda; Insecta; Neuroptera; Chrysopidae. Gene Ontology annotation, biological process: cell migration; phosphatidylinositol 3-kinase/protein kinase B signal transduction; phosphatidylinositol-3-phosphate biosynthetic process. The coding region runs from base 110 to 3292 and encodes 1060 amino acids. Gene Ontology annotation, molecular function: 1-phosphatidylinositol-4-phosphate 3-kinase activity; 1-phosphatidylinositol-3-kinase activity. Gene Ontology annotation, cellular component: phosphatidylinositol 3-kinase complex; cytoplasm; plasma membrane. The transcript is spliced from 15 exons. The record is from RefSeq and is a predicted model, not a curated record.
UUUAUCGGAAUUAGUUUCAAAUAAACGUACGGAUUAUGUACGACAGGACGUGUUUCACCUUUCGGGGUAUAAUGUGUACCUAGUGUGAAUUAUUAUAAAUUCCAUAAAAAUGGUUCCAAUACCUGAAUAUACAUAUGAUUUUUGGAUACGAGGUCAAAUUGACCCUAUCGUGUUAACUUGCUUAAUGCCUAAUGGAAUUCUUAUACCUUUGGAAGCAAGUAAAAAUGCCACCCUUCUGGAAAUUAAGGAGGACUUGUGGGAGGAGGCCAGCAAAUAUCCUCUCCAUGGAAUGUUACACGAUAUGUCUGUUUACGUUUUUGCAUGUAUUAAUAACAUGUCAGAAACGGAACAGUUGGUUGAUGAAACUCGAAGGCUUUGCGAUGUACGACCAUUUUGUUGCAUUUUACGAGUUACGGAAUGUAAAGGCGAUAAACCAGAUCGCACUUUAAAUACCCAAAUUAGUCAUCUUAUCGGAAAAAGUUUGCAUGAAUUUAAAGCGUUAAAAGAUCGUGAAGUUAAUGAUUUUCGAUUACAUAUGAGACAUUUGGGUGGUGCAAUAUGCAGAGAUCGAUUAACAAAAACAUGGGAGGAAAAAUUAUAUUAUCAAUUUCCACCACGAUUAGCGGUAUCUAUUGAGGUUCCAAAGACUAUAUUAAUGAAAUUACGAGAGGGUAAUAUAAUUCUUUCGGUGAAAUUCGAAAAUACAGAGACAACCUUUACAUUUGGCGUGCCAUACACGAUGACUCCACACAAACUGUUAAUAACGAUCUUAAAUAAAAAAGCCAAUACAUUAAAUCAACGUGGUGAAAGGCCGAAUGAUUUUGUCUUAAAAGUAUGCGGCCAAGAUGAAUAUCUUGUUGGUGAUUACCCCUUAGUACAAUUCCUUUACAUACAAGACUCAAUUUUACGUGAUGUAACACCUGUUGUCGUAACAACAUCUGUCGAAAAUGUUCCAAUUGUUUCGGAUAAUGUUUAUGAAAAUCCAGAGGAUUUAGAUAUACAAACAGCACGACCACAACCGUCAACAUUAACAAUGCAAAGGAAAAAAGGGAAAUAUGUGUCAUCAUGGAAAAUUGAACAAUCAUUUACGUGUGAAAUAUCUGCAAUAUGUGGCUUAAACUGUGAUAUUAAUAGAACUAUUGAGGUAAGAGUGAAAGCUGGUUUAUUUCAUGGUGGUAAACCAUUAUGUGAAACACAAAAAACAAGUGAUAAACAAGUAUCUAGAGAGGGUAGCGUAGAAUUUAAUGAAAAUUUCACAUUUGAUAUAAAUGUAUGUGAUAUACCACGAAUGGCACGAUUAUGUUUUGUUGUAUAUGAAAUUAGUAAAAUUGCUAAAAGUGUUAAAUCACGUCGAUUAAAAGAAUCAAAUAAGGAGUUAUAUAUAAAUCCUUUAGCAUGGGUGAACACGACUGUAUAUGAUUAUAAAAGUCAAUUAAAAACAGGCGCAAUGACCUUAUACAUGUGGACGUAUGCAGAUGACAUACAAAGUGAAGAUUUACUUCAACCUCUAGGUACUGUUGUAUCAAAUCCUAAUAGAGAACAGGCUGCUGCAUUAACGUUAUCAUUUGAUAAUUAUGGUCAAGAACAAUCAAUUAUGUAUCCACCUGUUGAAAAAUUAAUUGAAUAUGCUCAUCAAAAGAAUUUAACAUCAAAAAAUUCAAAUAUUGAUCUUAAUACACCAAAUCGUUCCUAUGAAUAUUUUAAGAAAUUUGCUGAAAGUGAUCCAUUGCAUGAACUUCAUGAACAAGAACGUAAAACAAUUUGGUCACAACGUUACUAUUGUCUUCAGUAUGUACCUGCAUUGUUACCACGAUUAUUACAUUGCGUUGAAUGGAAUGAUCGAUAUGAAGUGUGUGAAAUAACAGCAUUGUUAGAUAAAUGGCCAAUAUUACGUAUUGAAAAAGCAUUAGAGUUAUUAGAUUAUGCUUAUGCUGAUCAAACUGUACGAAGUUUUGCUGUUAAGUGUUUAAAAAACAUUGGCGAUGAAGAACUUUCAUUGUACCUGCUUCAAUUAGUACAAGCAUUAAAACAUGAAUCGUAUUUAUCAUGUGAUUUAGUAAUAUUUCUUUUACGACGUGCAUUACAUAAUCAAAAAAUUGGUCAUUUUGUGUUUUGGCAUUUAAGAUCGGAAAUGCAAAUGGCUUCAGUAUCCGUACGUUUUGGUUUAAUUUUAGAAGCGUAUUGUUUAGGUAGUCCUGAACAUAUACCAAUAUUAACACGUCAAAUGGAAUGUUUAGAAAAAUUAAAAGCUAGUAGUGAAUUAGUACGGCAACGUCAAAAUAAAGAUAAAGCUCGUUCAUGUUUACAAGAUUGUUUAACUGAACGAUUGUGUGAAGAGACUGUUAAUAAUGUGUUAAAUCCUUUAAAUCCUAGUUAUAGAUGUAAACGAAUCAAAUUAGAAAAAUGUCGAAUUAUGGAUAGUAAAAUGAGACCAUUAUGGAUUGUUUUCGAAAACGCGGAUCCAUAUGGUGAUGAUAUUUAUAUUAUAUUAAAAAAUGGAGAUGAUCUUAGGCAAGAUAUGUUAACGUUACAAAUGUUACGAAUUAUGGAUAAGUUAUGGAAAAAUGAGGGAUUAGAUCUUAGGAUGAUUCCAUAUAAUUGUAUAUCAACGGAACACAGGGUAGGAAUGAUUGAAGUUGUUUUAAAUGCUGAAACUAUUGCAAAUAUACAAAAAGAAAAAGGAAUGUUUUCUGCAACGUCAGCGUUUCGACGUGGAUCAUUAUUAGCAUGGUUGAGAGAUUACAAUCCCACCGAAGCGGCAUUAAAAAAGGCAAUCGAAGAAUUUACAUUAUCAUGUGCGGGAUAUUGUGUUGCCACCUACGUAUUAGGUGUAGCAGAUCGACAUUCUGAUAAUAUAAUGGUAAAAAGAACUGGACAACUAUUUCAUAUAGAUUUUGGUCAUAUUUUGGGCCAUUUUAAAGAGAAAUUUGGUGUGCGACGUGAACGUGUACCAUUCGUAUUAACGCAUGAUUUUGUAUAUGUAAUCAAUAAAGGUAAACGUGAUGCGCUAGAAUUUCAAAUAUUUCAAAAGCAUUGUGAACAAGCCUUUAUGAUCUUACGGAAACAUGGUUGUUUAAUAUUAUCGUUGUUUGCUAUGAUGAUUUCAACUGGUCUCCCGGAAUUAAGUUCUGAAAAAGAUUUAAAUUAUUUACGUGAUACUUUGGUUUUGGAUUUAUCUGAACAAGAAGCAUUAACACAUUUUCGAGCGAAAUUUGAGGAAGCGUUAUCGAAUUCUUGGAAAACAUCAUUGAAUUGGGCAUCACAUAACUUUGCAAAAAAUAAUAAGCAAUAAUAAUUCAUUCAAAUUGCCUUCAGUCAACAAAUAGUACGAUUCUAGUGUUGUUUUUUGUUUUUUAUACAUAUAAUAGUCUAAAUAUAAGAUGUUUCAAAGUUGCACGGUAUUAUUUUAAUUGCGUGUUCUUUAGUUUAAUGUAUGAGCAAAAAAGUUCAUAUAAAAAUAUGCCCGAAAAUAAUUUACUACCGAGAUAUUGGAGCAAAAAAAUUUAACAAUACGAUAUUCCAAGUAGCCGAACUUUGUAGAAUGAAGCAUUUAGACUGACGAUUCUUGAUAGUUGUUGCGGCUUCUAAAUCCGUAUUUAUAAAAUAUUGUCACGGUAUCUUCGGAGUAACGCGCCAUUUUAUUGUUCUAAACAUUCUAUUUUCUCCUAACAAACAGACAGACUGAGUUACUUUCAAAUUUAUAAUAUUAGCUAGGAUUGAUUAACAGAUUGUAAUGACAUACAAUUAUUUUAAAGAGUCUUAAACCACGACUACUUGAUUUCGUACUUGAUUAACAUCUUACUUUAAAAAAAUACUUCUUUAACCUUCUGUAUCUCUGAAAUAAAUUAUUUUAGGUCAUAUUUUAGGUGAACUUUUUUUGUUUAUUUUGAGCUAGAGAACACGCAUCAAAAAUAGCACUGUGUAAUUUCAAAACAUCCUGUAUAAUAUGUUUUUCUUUUGUGUGUGCCUAAUAUUGUAUCCAAGAACAUAUGCUGUACAUAUCGAUGAUGGUAAGGAUAAUCGUGAGUUUUCUUCAAAGAUUUUCUUGUGUUUUCCUUUCUUUUUUUUCUUUUUUUAAAUAUUUUUCUAGAAUAAUAUUGUGAUGGUGAUACACUUUAUGGACAUUAUCGCGGCAUUACAAGCUAAGCCUAAACUGAAAUAUUUAGACGUAGUGAGAAAUUUAUAAUUUGUUGUUGAAUUGUAGAAAAUUCGAAAAUAAAUUAUUUUAGGGUCUAGGAGACGGUUGACAGUUAUUUUAUAAUGUCUGAAAAAUUUUCAUAGUUCAGGGUCUACUUUUUGAAUAAAAAAAUUUUUUAAAAAUUUUGUCCGACACUAAGAAGACCAAAGUUAGAGAUAACUGUUCUUUUCAUAAUCAUUCAUUCAACUUGAUACGUAAUAAAAAAAUUUUUAGGUCUCUUAAAAAUGUAACCCCUGCUAUUUAAAUAUUUAUAGAGGAAAAAGCCAUUAUAAAAUGACUGUCAAAUAUCGUGCCUGGGUCUAGAUGUAAAUUUUUUUUGUGAGUUUUCUGCAUUAAUUUGUGUUAAGUAAAUACACUGAUAUUUGUGUUGUAUGUGACCGAGAACAUAAAAACGUUAAACGAGUAAAGGCGAUUGAUUAAAGGGUACGUUUUUAGCAAUACAUUGCAUUAAUUAAA